AUGACUUUCACUCGUGAGGGUUUCCAGUGGACCCCUACAACUGGUCUUCAACAGGGUUUACCUUGUGAAGCUGUCAUUCAGCCACCAGAGAUAAUCGAAAAGCCUCGUCAAGUCUUUGAUGUGUUAAUCAUUGGGGCGGGAUAUACAGGUCUUACCGCUGCAAGAGAUCUCACUACUGCGGGCUUUAAAACUCUGAUGCUGGAAAGCCGAGAUCGGGUUGGUGGCAGAACAUGGACAUCACACGUUGAUGGUUACCCAUUUGAGAUGGGUGGAACAUGGGUUCAUUGGUUUCAACCACAUGUAUAUCGUGAGUUGUCACGUUAUGGCAUGAAAUCAGAACUGGUGCACUGCCCGGAUUAUUCUAAGAAAAAGAACCACUUUACAUUCGUCACGAAGCAUGGCCGUAGAGACAUGAGCCACGAGGAAGAGCAAGAGCUCACGGCUAGAGCACUCGGCAAGUUUGUGGAUAUAGAUGGAAAUCGUGGGAAGACUGUGAUGCCAUUCCCAUUCAACUCAGGCUGGAACAAGGUCAUUCUCAAGUUCGCACACAUGUCCGUGGCUGACCGUGUGGAGCAAAUCAAACAUCAGCUCUCAGAAGAGGAGCGCCAUGCAAUCGAAGCCGUCGUUUUGGUAUGCAGCGGCGGCACGCGAGAGAAUUCUGCAUUUUUGGACUUCCUCCGCUGGUGGGCAGCCAGCAAUCAUGACUAUGAAACUUUCAUGGACUCAGUCAUGGUAUUCAAACUCAAAUGCGGGCAAUCAGCGUUUGCGUUGAAAUUCUUGCAUGAAUCUUUGCAAACAGGGAACCUGUCGUAUUCCUUCAAUACUGUUGUGUCUCAUGUAGACUCAUCAGGUGACAGUGCAGAGGUGCGCACCAACGAUGGGCGACAGUUUUUCGCCAAACGGAUCAUAAGCACAAUUCCGCUAAAUGUACUAACUAAAGUUCAUUUUAACCCACCGCUUGAUCCUUCGAAGGUGGAAGCUUCCACACUCAAACAUGUCAACCAAUGUGUGAAAGUGCACGCUGAGGUUAAGGACCCUGAAAUGCGGUCUUGGAGUGGCAUCACGUAUCCUAACAAUAAGCUUUUGCUUGGUGCAGGUGAUGGCACUACUCCCUCAGGGAACACGCAUAUUGUGUUCUUCGGCUGUGAGCAGAAUCACUUGCAGCCUGACGAAAAUGUCGAAGAAACUCUGCAAGCUAUCAAGGAGUUUACUCCUAUGGAUGUAGAGAGAUUAGUGUUCCAUAAUUGGUCCAAAGAUGAGUUUGCUGAAGGAGCAUGGGUUUGGUAUCGCCCGGGUAUGGAGGUCAAGUAUCUUGACGCAUUGAGAAGGCGACAAGGGGGGGUAUUGUUUGCAAACUCUGACUGGGCGGAAGGAGGAUGGCGUAGUUUUAUCGACGGAGCUAUUCAGUCAGGUACAGAAGCAGCUCUGAUUAUCAAAGAUGAGCUGCAGCCAAAGAAGCUAAACAGUAGGAUCUGA
Messenger RNA from Trichoderma asperellum CBS 433.97, 1476 nucleotides. RefSeq lists its product as uncharacterized. The record is from RefSeq and is a predicted model, not a curated record. Gene Ontology annotation, molecular function: oxidoreductase activity. Lineage: Eukaryota; Fungi; Ascomycota; Sordariomycetes; Hypocreales; Hypocreaceae.